Molecule: messenger RNA, 4076 nt
Organism: Manihot esculenta (cassava)
Lineage: Eukaryota; Viridiplantae; Streptophyta; Magnoliopsida; Malpighiales; Euphorbiaceae
Product: LRR receptor-like serine/threonine-protein kinase RGI5
Exons: 2
Coding region: 596-3841 (1081 amino acids)
Biological process (GO): protein phosphorylation
Molecular function (GO): receptor serine/threonine kinase binding; protein kinase activity; ATP binding
Source: RefSeq, a predicted model, not a curated record
UGUCGUUUCAUUACUGCCCCCACUUCAAAACAAAAUGCAGCAUUGCUUCCCGGCUCACAGUAAGGGCAAUAAACUCGAAGAACAUCCACCACCACCGCCUACGCCGCAACCACCAUAGAAACCCAGAGAACAUUCAAGAAAUCUCCAUGGCCACCAGUUGUAAAAAAUAUGCAGACAAUGUAUUUGAAAGCUUGCCAUAUAGUGAGUAUCAGUCUAUGUAUUUAUAUAACCACCAACAGCAGCACCAUCAGUGAAGCCCACACCACCAGUCGCCGCCAUUAAUGAUAUUCCGGUAACGUUAUUCCGCCGCUAUCUUGAUAUGGUUUGAUUAGAUCCAGCACAUCUUCCACUAAUUUAAUGGCGGUUAGCUUUUUGAAAUAGUUCACAUGCAUGGUUCCGACCUUUUAGUGUAAAACUGAAGCAUUCUUCUCUCCACAAAAAUCUCUCUCACAUGCACUUUGUCUCCUAAUAUUGGAGCUCCUCCUCCUCCUCUCCAACCACCAUCGCCAUCAUCACCACCGCCAAAACAAACCAGAAAAAGGAGUUCCCUUUUAUCAGCCCAAGAUUUUCUUAGUUCAUUAACUUGUGUCCUGAUAUGGAGAAGCUGAGCUACUCUGUCUUGUUCUGUUUGAUCUUGGUAAUGUUAACGAUGCCGAGAACAUUGGUACUUUUUGUUGCUUCUCUAUCUUCUGAUGGAGAAGCUCUUCUUUCUCUUAUCUCAGAAGCUGACCCAUCUGCAAAAGCAUCGUCUUCUGUUCUCUCCACUUGGAACCCAUCAAGCCCAACUCCAUGUUCAUGGCAAGGCAUUACAUGUUCUCCUCAAAAUAGAGUCAUUUCUCUAUCUCUGCCUGACACAUUUCUCAAUCUUUCUUCAUUGCCUUCAGAACUCUCUGCUCUUACUUUUCUGCAGCUUCUCAAUCUCUCCUCUACUAAUAUCUCUGGUACUAUCCCUCCUCCUUUUGGCCAACUCACUCAUCUCAGGCUUUUAGACCUCUCCUCCAACUCUCUUACAGGUUCUAUACCUCAGCAACUUGGUCUUCUCUCUUCACUUCAGUUCCUUUACUUGAACUCUAAUAGAUUAUCUGGUAGAAUACCUCCACAGCUUGCAAAUCUCACUUCUUUGCAAGUUUUUUGCCUGCAAGAUAAUCUCCUUAAUGGCUCAAUACCAGCCCAAUUGGGUUCUUUAAUCUCUCUCCAGGAAUUUAGAGUGGGUGGAAAUCCUUAUCUAACUGGAGAGUUGUCACCACAAUUAGGACUAUUAACCAAUCUCACAACAUUUGGAGUUGCUGCAACUGGGCUUUCUGGUGUGAUACCACCUACAUUUGGGAACUUGCUCAAUCUUCAAACUUUAGCUCUUUAUGACACAGAGGUGUUUGGUUCUAUACCACCUGAGCUCGGUUUGUGUUCGGAGUUGAGGAAUUUGUAUUUGCACAUGAAUAAGCUCACAGGUUUCAUACCUCCUCAGCUGGGUAAGUUGCAGAAACUUACUAGCUUGCUUCUAUGGGGCAAUGCACUCUCUGGACCUAUCCCAGCUGAUAUUUCAAAUUGUUCAUCUCUGGUUGUGCUUGAUGCUUCAGCUAAUGACCUUUCUGGAGAAAUUCCUGGUGAUUUAGGGAAGUUGGUGGUUCUUGAGCAGCUUCACUUGUCUGAUAAUUCAUUUACCGGUGCAAUUCCCUGGCAGUUAAGUAAUUGUACAAGUCUAACUGCUUUUCAGAUUGAUAAGAACCAAUUAUCAGGUGCAAUUCCCUGGCAGGUUGGGGAAAUGAAGUAUUUGCAAAAUUUCUUCGUGUGGGGAAACUUAGUUUCUGGUACUAUACCAGCCUCUUUUGGAAACUGCACUGAAUUAUAUGCUCUUGAUCUUUCAAGAAACAAGCUUACAGGGACAAUCCCAGAUGAGAUUUUUGGUUUGAAGAAAUUGAGCAAGCUUCUGCUUCUAGGGAAUUCUAUAUCCGGAGGGUUACCGCGCAGUGUUGCAGGCUGUCAGUCGUUGGUGAGAUUGAGGCUUGGAGAAAACCAACUUUCAGGUCAGAUUCCAAAGGAGAUAGGCCAGUUGCAGAAUUUGGUCUUUCUUGAUUUGUACAUGAAUCAUUUCUCUGGUGAAAUCCCGACUGAGAUUGCCAAUAUCACAGUCCUUGAGCUCUUAGAUGUGCACAAUAACCUCUUUACUGGAGAGAUACCAUCUCAGCUAGGGGCGCUAGUGAAUUUGGAGCAGCUUGAUCUUAGCAGAAACAGUUUCACAGGUGAAAUUCCAUUGAGUUUUGGAAACUUCAGUUUCUUGAACAAGCUGAUUCUCAACAAUAAUCUGCUAUCAGGUUCUAUUCCAAGAUCCAUUAAGAAUCUGCAAAAGCUAACUCUGCUUGAUUUGAGCUACAACAGCUUCUCUGGCCCUAUCCCACCAGAAAUUGGUUACUUGACAAGCUUAACUAUCAGUUUAGACUUGAGCUCAAAUACAUUUACUGGAGAACUCCCUGAGACAAUGUCGAGUUUGACCCAGUUACAAUCAAUUGAUCUUUCUCAUAAUUUGCUUUAUGGAAAGAUUAAGGUUCUUGGUUCUCUUACUAGUCUCACUUUGCUUAAUAUCUCUUAUAACAACUUUUCAGGUCCUAUUCCUGUAACGCCAUUUUUCAGAACUCUGUCUUCGAAUUCAUACCUUCAGAACCGAAAUCUUUGCGAAUCCACGGAUGGUUCUAUUUGUACAUCAAGAGUUAUCAGAAGAAAUGGACUGAAAUCAGCCAAAACUGUAGCAUUGAUUUCUGUGAUUCUGGCUUCAGUAAUCAUGGCAGUUCUUGCUUCCUGGAUUUUACUUGGUCGGAACCAUAAGUAUAUAAUGGAGAAAACUUCAGGAGCAUUGGCUUCUUCAUCAGUGGAUAAAGAUUUCUCUUAUCCCUGGACUUUUAUUCCAUUUCAGAAGCUCAACUUCUCCAUUGAUAACAUCUUAGAGUGUUUGAGAGAUGAAAAUAUAAUUGGGAAAGGCUGUUCUGGUGUUGUCUACAAAGCUGAAAUGCCCAAUGGGGAGUUGAUUGCAGUAAAAAAGCUUUGGAAAGCAAAACGAGACGAAGAAGCAGUGGAUUCAUUUGAAGCAGAGAUUCAAAUCCUGGAACGCGUUCGACAUCGAAAUAUUGUCAAGCUCUUGGGCUACUGUUCCAAUAAGAAUGUGAAACUCCUCCUCUACAACUACAUUCCAAAUGGUAAUCUGCAACAGCUUUUGCAAGGGAAUAGAAAUGUGGAUUGGGAAACAAGGUACAAGAUUGCAGUAGGAUCAGCUCAAGGUCUCGCCUACCUCCAUCAUGAUUGUGUGCCUGCAAUUCUUCAUAGAGAUAUCAAAUGCAACAACAUCCUACUAGAUUCCAAGUUUGAGGCUUAUCUAGCAGACUUUGGCCUGGCCAAGCUGAUGAACUCUCCAAACUAUCAUCAAGCCAUUUCCAGAGUUGCUGGAUCUUAUGGUUACAUUGCACCAGAGUAUGGAUACAGCAUGAACAUAACAGAAAAGAGUGAUGUUUACAGCUAUGGAGUGGUGCUGCUAGAGAUUCUAAGUGGCCGCGGUGCUGUGGAAUCUCAAGUUGGAGAUGGGCUGCACAUAGUUGAAUGGGUAAAGAGAAAGAUGGGAAGUUUUGAACCAGCUAUUUCAAUACUAGAUUCAAAGCUUCAAGGUUUACCAGAUCAAAUGGUUCAGGAAAUGCUUCAAACACUUGGGAUUGCAAUGUUUUGUGUCAACUCUUCACCAGUUGAGAGGCCAACCAUGAAGGAAGUAGUGGCAUUGUUAACGGAGGUGAAGAGCCCACCAGAAGAAUGGGGAAAAACAUCUCAACCUCUAAUAAAACAGUCAUCAAAUCAAAGUUGAAAUAAAGUUUUCCCUUUUUUUCUUUUUUUGUAAUUUUAUUUCUUCCAAGGACAUCAAUGAUUGAUUGUUCUUUUCUACCCAAGGAGAAAAAAGAGUGCAAUUGUUGAGAAAAAUGAUAAGAGGAAGAGAUGAAGGUCUUGGGUUUCUUUGUACAGUUUUAGAAAACAUCAAUUUGGUUGAAUUGCUUUAUGCUUCUUAUUUUAAUUAUUAUAAUUUUCUAUUGUCUAUUCGUUUC